UCUUCUCGUCAAAGCCUGUUCCUUUUUGGGUUUUAGCAACUGGGUUUUUCUUUGUCUCUCUAGAUCCGGAAGGAAAUUGCUUCGUCGUUCUUGCAUUUUGUUGAGAUCUGUGUAAGCUUAGGAGGAGAGGACAACCUCUCCUUUGCAUGAGCUAUCUGUUCUAAUCCUUGUUGUGCGUAAGACGAUUGAAAAAGUAGAGUGCGCAAAGGGUUUUCUCAUGUCGAAAUAGCGAAUUUCUUGUGGGGUAACUAUAAUAUUGAUCAGUGAUUCUCAGUGAGACUUGAACUCGACAUCUAUAACGUGGUUGAGAUCAUGCAAGUGUUUGAUGAAAUCUGUGGUGGUAUUGGUAAGUGGAGUUUAGAGUAGUUCCCAGAAUCUCGGGAGCUAUGUGAUGGGUUGCUAGUAUCUAGUGCGCUUGACUAUUUUCCUCCUCCAUGGCGACGGGAUCUGGCUCUGGAGUUCACCCAGAAAAGGAAAGGGAAAAGGGUGAUAUGCAAAGCCCAGAAGAAGGGACACUUUCUAACUCCAGUCAAAGUAAUUCGGUCAACACUUUGGCGGAUCAAGUAUCGUCAAGUUUGUCUUUUGCUAAUCCAAGUAGUGACGGCAAAACCAGCAGGAGUGCUAGACUUAGCGAGCAGCCUGAUCUUGCUGAGAGCGGGAAGAGUAGCAAUUGUAGACCAAGUACAAGCAGUGAUGUAAGUGAUGAAAGCACUUGUAGCAGCUUAAGUAGCAUUAACAAGCCUCACAAGGCGAAUGAUGUGAGGUGGGAGGCAAUACAAGCUGUCCGGUCCAAGCAUGGUGUUCUGGGUUUGAACCAUUUUAGGCUCUUGAAGAGACUGGGAUGCGGGGAUAUUGGAACUGUCCAUCUUGCUGAGUUGAACGGGACAAAGUGUUAUUUUGCGAUGAAGAUUAUGGACAAAGCUGCUUUGGCUAGCCGUAAGAAGCUUCUCCGAGCUCAAACCGAGAGGGAGAUAUUGCAAUGCCUUGAUCACCCUUUUCUUCCGACAUUGUAUAGUCAUUUCGAGACUGAGAAGUUCUCGUGUUUGGUUAUGGAGUUCUGCCCUGGAGGUGACUUGCAUACCCUUCGACAAAGGCAGCCUGGAAAGCGUUUCCCCGAACAAGCAGCAAAGUUUUAUGUAGCGGAGGUACUCCUUGCUCUGGAAUACCUCCACAUGCUCGGAAUCAUUUACCGUGAUCUAAAGCCGGAGAAUGUUCUCGUGAGAGAAGAUGGGCAUGUGAUGCUUUCGGACUUUGAUCUCUCCCUCAGGUGUACUGUUAGUCUUACAGUAGUGAGAUCAACUGCUCUUGGGCCCGAAUCUUUGCAAAAGAAUUCAGUCUAUUGUGCUCAACCUGCAUGCAUCCAACAACCAUCUUGCAUGGCCAUGGCUCCCACCACAUGUUUUUCUCCACGGUUCUUCUCCAGUAAAUCGAAGAAAGACAAGAAAAUAAAAAACGAGACAGGAAAUCAGGUCAGCCCACUGCCUGAGCUAAUAGCUGAGCCAACAAGUGCUCGUUCGAUGUCAUUUGUCGGCACACAUGAAUACUUGGCUCCUGAAAUCAUCAAAGGAGAAGGCCAUGGAAGUGCAGUUGAUUGGUGGACUUUCGGGAUCUUUCUAUAUGAGCUAUUGUUCGGUAAAACCCCAUUCAAAGGGUCAGGCAACCGGGCUACGCUCUUCAACGUUGUGGGCCAGCCUCUACGUUUCCCUGAAUCUCCUGUUGUCAGUUUUGCAGCAAGAGAUUUGAUUAGGAGCUUGCUUGUGAAGGAACCACAUCACAGAUUAGCGUAUAAGCGUGGAGCAACGGAGAUAAAGCAACAUCCUUUCUUCGAAGGAGUGAAUUGGGCUCUGGUUAGAUGUGCAAGUCCUCCUGAGAUACCGAAACCCGUUGAGCUUGAGAGUGUUCCUGCUCUGACAACAUCUACCAGUGGCAGAUCCGACCCGAGUAAUAAAAACUAUCUGGAGUUCGACUUCUUCUGAGAUUGCUCACUAUGAACUGCCUUAGAUCCUCAUAUGGUUCCUUUGCAAUGGCAGAUCUGUUUUAGUCUGUUGAUGUUCUUAAAAGGGUUUUCAAAAAAUGUGUCGACUUUUAAAUUCUUUUUCACGUUUUUCUUGGAAAAGUUCCGAGCUUUGUAAUUCUGCAACAUAAAAUUGUUCACUCUUUUCUGUGCUGAUGUUUUCUUGCACCCUUCAGUGAAAGAACGUCUUUACAA
Molecule: messenger RNA, 2209 nt
Organism: Tarenaya hassleriana
Lineage: Eukaryota; Viridiplantae; Streptophyta; Magnoliopsida; Brassicales; Cleomaceae
Product: serine/threonine-protein kinase D6PKL1-like
Exons: 3
Coding region: 435-1976 (513 amino acids)
Biological process (GO): protein phosphorylation
Cellular component (GO): cytoplasm; plasma membrane; nucleus
Molecular function (GO): ATP binding; protein serine/threonine kinase activity
Source: RefSeq, a predicted model, not a curated record